Molecule: messenger RNA, 2379 nt
Organism: Thalassophryne amazonica
Lineage: Eukaryota; Metazoa; Chordata; Actinopteri; Batrachoidiformes; Batrachoididae
Product: natural resistance-associated macrophage protein 2-like
Exons: 16
Coding region: 88-1770 (560 amino acids)
Biological process (GO): metal ion transport
Cellular component (GO): plasma membrane
Molecular function (GO): cadmium ion transmembrane transporter activity; manganese ion transmembrane transporter activity; iron ion transmembrane transporter activity
Source: RefSeq, a predicted model, not a curated record
GUAAAGCGAGGGCUGAUGAAAUCAGUCAUACCAAAGCACAGUCAGUGUUAGAGAACAGUGUUCUUUCAGACUAGCAGUGAGUUGGAGAUGAGACAAAAGCAAGAAAUGUCACAACUCAAGGGCUCCCCUCAGGAAAAUGGGGCCAUUCAAACGCGACAGUACAGCGCCAUCGCUCCUUCAGAGUCACCUACAGCUCAAGAUGAAGUCUUCACCACAUAUUUUGAAGAGAAGGUGCCCAUUCCUGAGGAUGUCAACCAGGUGUUCAGUUUCCGUAAACUCUGGGCUUUUACUGGACCAGGGUUUUUGAUGAGUAUUGCUUACUUGGAUCCAGGGAACAUUGAGUCUGACCUGCAGUCUGGAGCUAAAGCUGGCUUUAAGCUCUUGUGGAUUCUCCUUGGAGCCACCGUCAUCGGCCUUCUGUUACAGAGAUUAGCAGCACGUCUGGGGGUCGUCACUGGGAUGCAUCUAGCUGAAGUGUGCCAUCGCCAGUAUCCCACUGUCCCACGUAUUAUCCUUUGGCUCAUGGUGGAACUGGCAAUUAUUGGUUCAGACAUGCAGGAGGUCAUAGGCUGUGCAAUAGCUCUCAACCUUCUCUCAGUGGGCAGGAUUCCACUGUGGGCAGGCGUCCUCAUUACGAUCAGUGACACAUUUGUGUUUCUUUUUCUAGACAAGUACGGACUCAGAAAACUUGAAGCUUUCUUUGGUUUUCUCAUCACUGUAAUGGCUGUUAGUUUUGGUUAUGAGUAUGUGCUAGUAAAGCCGUCCCAAAGUGAGCUGCUGAAGGGUAUGUUUUUACCUUACUGUGAUGGAUGUGGUCCUGUGCAGCUGGAGCAGGCAGUGGGUAUUGUAGGUGCCGUCAUCAUGCCCCAUAACAUCUACCUACAUUCAGCCCUGGUCAAGUCUCGGCAAAUAGAUCGCAGCAAUAAGAAAGAAGUAAAAGAAGCCAACAAAUACUACUUCAUCGAGUCAUCUGUUGCCCUCUUCAUCUCCUUUCUCAUCAAUGUCUUUGUUGUAUCAGUCUUUGCUGAGGCCUUUUACAACAAAAGUAACAUGGAAGUGAAUGCUGAAUGUAAUGCAACUGGCAGCGCUCAGACAGACCUGUUUCCUAUCAACAAUGGCACGCUGGAGGUGGACAUCUACAAAGGGGGGGUGGUCCUGGGCUGUUUCUUUGGACCUGCUGCCCUUUAUAUUUGGGCCGUAGGCAUUUUAGCAGCUGGACAGAGCUCCACCAUGACGGGUACAUACUCUGGGCAGUUUGUUAUGGAGGGUUUUCUGAACUUGCGUUGGUCACGUUUUGCACGUGUGCUGCUGACCCGCUCGAUUGCCAUUACACCUACACUGCUGGUCGCCAUCUUUCAGGAUGUUCAGCAUUUGACUGGAAUGAACGACUUCCUCAAUGUACUCCAGAGCAUGCAGCUUCCAUUUGCUUUAAUUCCGAUUCUCACCUUCACCAGUCUGAGCUCCUUGAUGAGCGAAUAUGCAAAUGGAAUGCUGUGGAAGGUAUCAGGAAGCAUUGUCAUCCUGGUGGUUUGUGCGAUCAACAUGUACUUUGUGGUGGUCUAUGUGACUUCGCUGAACAGCGUACUGCUCUACGUUGUGGCUGCCUUUCUCUCCGUAGCAUAUCUGUGCUUUGUAGGCUACCUGGUAUGGCAGUGUUUGAUUGCUUUGGGGUGUUCCUGCCUGGACUUUGGCAGCAGGAUACGACUGGGACUGUCCCAGCACACGGACAUUUACCUAUUGAAUGACAUGGACAAUUUGGUACACAGAUAGGACGACAUGCCGUGGGUAGACGACGUCUCCUUAGAAGAAAUCUGAGAGAUGACCUGACUAAAGCGUGGGACCACCGGAACUUGGCCAGUAUGGUGUUUUUGUUUUUUAAUCUUGUGUCUGGAGCCUAAGUGCCCUCGUCAUACACUGUACAACACACAACAGAUGUUUGACUAUGGAGGAACUCUCACCAUGCUGGAGAACAAUCUCUGUGCUAGUUAGUACAGCCUCCAACUCAACAGGAUGUUGCAUGUACAUAGAUGUCCCUGAAGGCAUCUGCAGUUGCUUUAAUGUGUUUUUGCUUUACUGAACAAAUACCUGCAGAUACAUAAGUUUGAGGCUUUGGGCAGGAAUGUCUGUGAGAGAAAACAUGUUACCUAAUAUUGUGUAUAUACAUUUAUUUUCCAGUCAUAUGUCUUUUCCAUACUGAGACAGUUUGCUGUUCUCAGCCAUAUAGAACAAACAAAGCUGAGGACCUUCACUAGUGUGAACUUUUCAAAGAUAUCAAAAUAAAAUGUGUGCUCAGAGAGCACAGCAAUGCCAGACUGAAAUUGUAAAGUAUCGGGUAUGUAGAGAAAACACUGCAAAGGUUCUUAAAGGGUCCCUGCCACG